Impatiens glandulifera is the source of this 516-nucleotide messenger RNA. RefSeq names its product classical arabinogalactan protein 7-like. The transcript has a single exon. Lineage: Eukaryota; Viridiplantae; Streptophyta; Magnoliopsida; Ericales; Balsaminaceae. The coding region runs from base 1 to 516 and encodes 171 amino acids. The record is from RefSeq and is a predicted model, not a curated record.
AUGUAUACAUCAUUCAAAUUCCAAACCACCUUACUCAUUUUCUCCCUCUUACUCGCCGCCUCCACGGCUCAGCCCAUCGCCGCCCCUUCUCCGGCGGUGACAAUUUCUCCGGCAAAGCCACCAUCUCAUUUGCCCCCAACCACCACACCUUCUCCAUCCUCUGUUCCACCCAUCACUGCUCCGGUGACGCCUCCGGUUAUUUCUCCGACGCCUUCUACUUCUACUCCGGUUAGUUCUCCGACGCCUUCUGUUACACCUCCGGUAACUGCUCCGUCAGCUGUCAGCCCAACGGCUAGUGCCCCUACUAAUAUUUCCCCAAUUCCGAGUAUACCCUCGACACCGGCUGAAUCACCAGAGACGUCUUCUUCUUCAAAUCCACCAAGUCCGAUACAAGCGAGUUCUUCACCGGAAACCGCCCAGAGUCCAGUCGGAGAUGAAUCGGGUUCAAGCAGCACAUAUGCGGGUCGGGUUAUUUUUAGUGGUUUGGCUAUUUCGACUGUUUUAUUAAUCCUUUGA